This is a messenger RNA of Thalassophryne amazonica, 3132 nucleotides long. RefSeq names its product transcription factor AP-2 gamma (activating enhancer binding protein 2 gamma) (gene tfap2c). The transcript is spliced from 8 exons. Bases 536 to 1933 code for a protein of 465 amino acids. The record is from RefSeq and is a predicted model, not a curated record. NCBI's taxonomy places the organism in Eukaryota, Metazoa, Chordata, Actinopteri, Batrachoidiformes, Batrachoididae. Gene Ontology annotation, cellular component: nucleus. Gene Ontology annotation, biological process: regulation of transcription by RNA polymerase II; anatomical structure development; regulation of cell population proliferation. Gene Ontology annotation, molecular function: DNA-binding transcription factor activity, RNA polymerase II-specific; RNA polymerase II transcription regulatory region sequence-specific DNA binding.
AUCCUCAAACAGGUGCAAUCCUCCACAAUUAAAAAAAAAAAAAAAAAUACAUUUUUCCUCUGGUGGCUCUGAGCGUGAGGGCGGGGUCAGCCCAGGCGUCACGUGGUUGCGUUUUACAGGCGGACGGGAGCGUGAUUGGACAGACUACCUGCCAAUCAUCGACUCUUAACGGCGUCUGGCUGUGACGUCACGCGCAGGGUGCAGCCUCCCGUGUGCAGAUAUAGAACAGCGCUGAUUUUUUUUGUUUGUUUUUUGUUUUGUUUUUGCGCACAGAGGACCGAGCGUCGCUGUUUGUCCGUCAGAGGAAGUUAAGCGUCUUCUGUCCACUCACAAAACUGUGCGGAAACUUCUCUUUUCAUAGUUUUUUUUUUUUUUUUUUUUUUUUUUGAACUUCACAGCCGAAGAUUCAUGAACGUCCGGAACUUCCGCAGGUUUCCACACCUGGAUUAACGACCAAACACUUUUUGAGUCUUUUUUUUUUUUUUUUACACCCAUACAAGGAAAGAUUUUUUUCCCCCCACUUUUUCCUGCUAAAAUGUUGUGGAAAUUAGCCGACAACGUCAAAUAUGAGGAUGACUGUGAGGACAGACACGACGGCAGCAGCAAUGGGAACCCGCGGCUGCCUCACCUCCCGGCGGUCACUCAGCACCUCUACAGUCCGUCCCCGGCGCUCUCACACUCCACCACCUCGGACUUCCAGCCGCCCUACUUCCCGCCGCCCUACCAGCCGCUGUCCUACCCGCAGUCCGGAGACCCGUACUCCCACCUGGGCGACCCGUUCAACAUCAACUCUAUACACCAGCCCCCGUCCUCGAACCAGCAGCAGCCAUGGCCCGGCCGUCAGGGCCAGGAGGGGCUGGGGGCCCACGGCAGGACCGGGUUGGCGAGUCAGAUCCUCGGCCUGGACGGAGGCUCGUCCGGGGUGAGGAGGGAAGGCUUCCGAAGACCCGAGCUCAUGCCCCAGCACGCGCACAGCAUGGACACGCCUGUGAUCGGCGAUAAUAUGAACAUGCACGACAUGGGACACGGGCUGGAGGAGGUCCAACAUGUGGACGACCACAGUAUUAUUAUGGCAGAUCAGACGGUCAUCAAAAAAGUAUUAGGACUACGAGGUGGCAGGAACCUUGAUCGCUUACAGAGGACUUAUUAUGAGGGUCCCAUCAUGCUACCCAAAGGUAACACUCUGGGGCUUCCCUUCCAGAAGGAGUCCUUGCUCGGGAUGGUGUCAAACCCCACAGAGGUCUUCUGCUCCGUGCCUGGCCGCCUUUCUUUGCUGAGCUCCACCUCAAAGUACAAAGUCACAGUGGCUGAAGUCCAGAGACGUCUGUCACCCCCAGAGUGUCUGAACGCGUCGCUGCUGGGAGGCGUUUUACGCAGGGCAAAGUCAAAAAAUGGCGGUCGAUCGCUGAGAGAAAAGCUGGAUAAGAUUGGGCUCAACCUGCCUGCAGGAAGAAGGAAGGCGGCUAAUGUCACUCUGCUUACCUCACUAGUCGAAGGUGAAGCUGUACAUUUAGCAAGAGACUUUGGUUAUGUAUGUGAGACAGAAUUUCCUGCAAAGGCAAUUGCCGAGUACCUCAGCAGGCCGCACGUGGAACGCAGCGAGGUUAACUCUCGUAAGAACAUGCUCCUUGCUGCCAAGCAAAUCUGUAAGGAGUUCACUGACCUGCUUACUCAGGACCGCUCCCCUCUGGGAAACUCUCGGCCAGCGCCCAUCCUGGAGCCCACAAUCCAAGGCUGCCUGACCCACUUCAGCCUCCUCACACACGGCUUUGGAUCUCCGGCCAUCUGUGCUGCUAUGACCUCGCUUCAGAACUACCUGAACGAGGCUAUCAAACAAGUGGACAAGAUGUACAUGAGUUCCGGGAGCGACACCCAGGGGUCCUCAGACAGUGGGAGCAAAUCGACCGACAAACUGGACAAGCACAGGAAAUGAGGGCUCGGAGGAUAAUCCAUAUGGACUUUACAAUGUCCGAUUCCCUCAUCUCCAGCCUGUCUGCCCUUUUUUUUUGUUGUUGUUGUUUGGACGUUUGACAUCAAUAUGUAGUAUUUUCACUCUGUGAGAGACGAGUUUGUGCACACAAUAGAAUUUGCAUCCUUUUUAUUUUCUAAGAGCUCCUCAGAGCUUGUGUGCAUUAUAUGAAAUAUCAGCCCGCAUCUGCCGUGAACAGCCGCUGACUGACUCUAAGAUCAACCCUCUCAGGGUGGACCACACGCCACAGCGUACAUAGCACUGUGCAGCCCAGUUGCUAUUGUACCGAUGCUACAGCUGUGGGUCCUGCACACUGAAGAGCAGAACAGGAACAAAUUACAUUCAGAUUUUUAUUUUUUCUUUUCCUCCCCUCCUUGGAGGACAUCAUUUCAAGAUGAGCUGCUGUGGCUUCGAAUUCUUCUCAGCUUUCCUCCCCUCCUUCCCUGUCUAGAAGCAAAUCCACUGAUUUCCUGUCUCGACGGAAUUGCUUUUUUUGUAUGAGAAAGGGAGAAGAAGACAGUUAUUUUGUAUGACCACUUCAAACUGUUUUCAGUGUUAUUGUGCUUUGUUCCCGACAGUUGGUUCAAAUCUUACGUAGGCUCGAACUGGAAACAUCUAGUUCCGGUUUGUGCGUAUGUUUUCGCUCAGAAACCAGAGAGUUUAAAGAAGGUUUAGGACAGAAGCCCCUUCAGUGUUCAUACAGCCAUUCUUACUGCAUCUUUAAAACCUGGCAGACUGUAAAAUAUAACUUUAAUGGUUGUGUUAUGAAUUGGUUUUCCUUUGUAUUUAAAAAAAAAAAAAAAAAUUAUCAGCAUACCAACCAGUUCAGUCCUGCCGGAGUGUGUGUGUGUGUGUUGUGAGAAUGUGUGUAAAUGUACAUACUUUCUUUUAAAGUGUUUUUAAUUAGACAUUAAAUCCAAAAAAUAACUUUUAUCCGGAGUCAUGUCCUGGCUGUAAAUAUUUUCUUAUUUAUGUCAUAAUUUAACGGGCUUUUGUAAAUAAUGGUUUUAUUCUGGUGUUUGGUUUAACUUUUGAUGAUGUGUUAAACUUCUAUAAAUGUUUUUUUUUUUUUUUUGACAUUUAGAGGUUAGGAAGUGGGCAUGACUUUUUUUUAUUAUUAUUAUGUACAGAACUGGAAAAAAAUAAAAUCAACUCAAGUUCUA